Caenorhabditis briggsae is the source of this 1107-nucleotide messenger RNA. Gene Ontology annotation, biological process: regulation of DNA-templated transcription. Lineage: Eukaryota; Metazoa; Nematoda; Chromadorea; Rhabditida; Rhabditidae. Bases 1 to 1107 code for a protein of 368 amino acids. The record is from RefSeq and is a predicted model, not a curated record. Gene Ontology annotation, molecular function: DNA-binding transcription factor activity; zinc ion binding; sequence-specific DNA binding. The transcript has 7 exons.
AUGACAGUAUUAUCCUCUCUAACUAUCUACAGUAACCCAAAAUGUUUGAUUUGCGAAAAUGAUGGGAAUGGUGUGCAUUUUGGGGUGCAAACAUGUCGAGCAUGUGCAAUGUUUUUCAGAAGAUCCUUACACCAACAAACAGAAUUUCAAUGCAAAAAUCAUUCAAAAUUUUGUAAAAUCGAAAAUGCGGAUAGUCGGCUGAUGUGCAAAUUUUGUCGACUGAAAAAGUGCCAAACAGUUGGGAUGAGCAAUGAUAAAAUGACCCAAAAACCCGUUAAAUGGAUCGAUAUUGGCCCAAUUAUCAGGAGAAGUCGGGAAAUUUUAGAAGAGUUUCAUCCUCCAUCUACAUUCAAGUUCCAAUCAUUGAAUGCACUUCAAAAAAUGACAUUUUCAUUGGCUAAAUUCAGAAAUGCACAGAAAAUGAAAACGAAAAUUUUGGAUUUUAUGACAUUUGAUGAUUAUUUUAUGCAUUGGGAGGAAUGGAUGACACGGGCGGCCGAGUGGUUAAUGCAUUCUGUGCAUUUUCGUUUACUACCAAAUCAUGAAAAACUUCAAUUUUUCAAAAUCGUCUGGGCAGUUUGGCGUCGUUUUGAACGGAAUUCAAUGUCGGCAAAAGUUUUCGGAAAAAAAUGUUUGGAUGAGAAGUUAUUGCUCAUUUCGGACGAUACUGUAACAGUAUUUGACAAAUUGACAAUUGAUCAUUCGGAGAUUCAAGGACCAAGAUUGCAUGAGUGGAGAGCAAUCCUGCGACACAAUCUUCUCCAAUACUUUGAGCUCGUCGUUCGGCCGUGUUUGGAAUGGAAUUUCACAGAAAUGGAAAUCAAUUUCGCAUUAUCUCAAAUUGUCUGGAAUUAUGCGUCCCGUAAAUUAUUGGGACAAACUCUUCAAGCGGCUGACUCAUUUUUGGCUGAAAUUUCUGAAAAUCUACAUGAAUAUUAUCAAACUGAGCUGAAAAUCAAGAACUAUGCGCCAAGACUGGCGGUGAUUAUGGAUAUGGUCAAUGGAGUGUUGAAAAACCAACUGGAACACGAAAAGACAAUGGAGAUGGCAUUUUUGUUUGAUAUGCUCAGCAUUGUGGUCUCCGAGCCUGCAUUUUUCAUUGUUUAA